Condylostylus longicornis is the source of this 3577-nucleotide messenger RNA. RefSeq names its product probable serine/threonine-protein kinase DDB_G0278509 (gene haf). Gene Ontology annotation, molecular function: protein binding. The transcript is spliced from 11 exons. The record is from RefSeq and is a predicted model, not a curated record. NCBI's taxonomy places the organism in Eukaryota, Metazoa, Arthropoda, Insecta, Diptera, Dolichopodidae. Bases 491 to 3565 code for a protein of 1024 amino acids.
UGUGUUAUUUGAUUACUAAGCUAAUUCAAAAGUUCCCUGAAAAGUAGAGAAAAAAAAAAACAAAAACAAAUUUACUUGGGAUUAAAAAACGCAAGUCAUUAAUUUUCAAAAGGAUUAAAAAGGAUUAAUAAAAAUUUGUCGAAGAUUUCAUAGUAAAAUCAUCAAUCAUUUAAUGAGAUUAAUUUUUUUUAAGGUCACACACAUGUUGGUUGCACAAAAAUAAUCAAUUUAUUACAAAACAUUAUGCGUUUCAAUUAAAUUUUGAAAAUUGAAUAUCGGGGAUUUUAACGAAAAUUUGAAAAGAAAAGUUGUAUGAAGAAAAAUUUUCUAUAUGAAUUAAAUGUACGUGUAGAAUACAAAAAUAAUUUUAACAAUACAAACAUAUUAAAUUCAUGUAACAUAUGUAUGUAUACAAUAUAUGCAUACAUAUAAAUAUAUAACAAAUGCAUAAUAUAGAAAGACAACAAAUUUAAUAUUAGGAACGAGAGAAAUGAGAAAUAAACGAAAUUUUUCUACUAUCAGAAAUAGUAACAAUAAGUGUAACAACAGUAAUAAUAACGGUAAUAAAAACAAACUGCUGGCAGCAACAAAUACUUUAAAAGUAAACGAAUUAAUUACAACACAAAAAAUUAAUAUAAGAAAAAAUUAUAGAAAAAUGUAUUCAAUAAAAAAUCACCAAAAUAAUUUUAUAAAUAGGCAACAACAAAAUUUCUUCUGGUUUCCUAAUUUAAUAGCAAUAACAUUAGUAUUAUUGUCUAUGGAAAUUGUUAAUGUUACAGGACAAUGUCCAUGGCAGCGUGAUGUACCAGAUUUACAGACAUCAUGUAUAUGUGCUUAUAAUUUAGGACAUGAAUUAUCGGCACAAUGUGAUCAAGUUGAUUUUCCAUUAUUAAUAAAUGCCUUAAAUAAAUAUGCAACAAAUAAAUCAAUUGAUUUACUGUAUAUUAAUAAUUCAACAAUAGAUGUAUUAGAAAAUGAUAUGUUUAAAAAUCUUCGAUUACACAAUGUUCAAUUGAGUAGUUGUAAGAUACGAAAAAUCGAUGAUGGUGCAUUUAGAGGACAAGAGAACGAUUUAAAAAAUUUAAAUUUACAAGAUAAUCAAUUAGAGGAAGUACCAAGUAGAGCAUUACGUUUAUUAACAAUAUUAAAUUUAUUAGAUAUAUCAAAAAAUAAAAUUCAAUAUAUACCAGAUGGAGCAUUUCAAGGAUUAACAAAAUUAUCAACAUUAAAAUUAAAUGAUAAUAAUGUAACAUUAUCAGUUGGUGCCUUUAAAGGAUUAGAACGUACAUUAAAAAAUUUAAAUUUAAAAGGUACAAGACAAAAACGUGUACCCGAAUCAAUAAGAGGUUUAAAAAAUUUAGCAUUCUUAGAUUUAUCACAAAAUGGUAUUAAAGAUUUACCAGGUUUAGGUGGUAUUAAAACAUUUGAAGGUUUAGAUUCAUUAACAGCAUUAAAUUUAGAACGUAAUUUAAUACAAAGUUUAGGUGAAACAUCAUUUUUUGGUAUAAGAAAAACUCUUAGUUCAUUGAGUUUAUUGAAUAAUUUAUUAGCUGAAUUUCCGGUUGGUGCAAUACAUUCAUUAAGAGAAUUAAGAGUAUUAGAUAUUGGUUUCAAUUUAUUAACAACAUUACCAGAAGUUGCAUUUCGUGGUAAUCCAAGUAUAACACUAUUAGCAUUAGAUGGUAAUCCAUUACCAACAGUACCAGAAAAAGCUUUAAGUCAUUUAAAUCAAACCUUAAGAGGGCUUUCAUUAGGUGGACGAUUUUUACAUUGUGAUUGUAAAUUAAGAUGGGUAGCCGAAUGGAUUCGUAAUGGUGAUUUACAGGUAACAUCACGUGAACGAAAUCCACAAUUUUGUGGUUCACCAAAUCGUUUUAGAGAUCGUGGAUUUUAUUCGAUUCAACCAGAAGAGCUAACAUGUCCCGAAGAAGUUAAAUUAAAUGGCCCAGUUGGAAUCAUAGAUUCAUUACAACCAAAAGCAAAACCGACUCUUCCAACGCACAUUACAUCAUUUAGAACAACAUCGCGACCAAGAAAUACCACAACUGUCAGUUUAGAAAAUAUUUCUACUAGUUCGACUACUGAACCAUCAUCAAUUUCAUCUUCAUCGUCAUCCUCUGGUACAACAACUGAGUCAACAACUGGUUCUACAACUACAACAUCAGUUACAACUCAAUCCAGUACAACAACACUAAAAACAACACCGGCCACAACAAAAGUAACCACAAGCAAAGCAAUAACUUCACUUACGACUAAAUCGCCAAAUCAAAAUCAAUUGGGUCAAGGUAGUGUUGGUGCUGCAUCAUCUUCAUCUUCUGUUUCAUCAUCAGUAUCAAGUGGCUCUUCGUCGCCAGUAAAUGGCAAUAGCAAUGGAAAUAACGGACCCCAAAUUGUGAAAAAUCAAGUAUGGCGUCAAAAUACUUCACAACAAAAAAUCCAACGUCCACCAUUAGUAUUAGGUUUUCCACCACAACGUGGUACGCGUAUCGAUGAUGCUAAUGAAGUACAAGUUAAAAAUGCAUUCCGCAUGGAUAAUUCGGUUAUAAUUCAAUGGGAUUCCGAUACAGCAAAUAUAUUAGGAUUUCGUGUUGUAUAUCGUUUAUUUGGUGAAAAAAGCUUUAAACAAGGCCCACCACUUGAAGCAAGUGAACGUGAAUUUAAAAUAAAAAAUGUUCCAUCACAAGAAUGUAUUAUUGUGUGCGUUAUAUCAUUAGAAGAAUUACAUGUUACACCAGACACAGUACCAUAUUCACAAUGUAAAGAAGUUCGUACUGUUGCAUCACAAACAUCAAAUAUGGAUAAAAUUACAAUAGCUGCAAGUGCUGCUAUUUGUGGUACAAUUAUUGUUGCUGUUAUAGUUUUUAUUGCCGCUAGCAGAAGACGAUCACGUAAAAUGCAAUCAUUAAGUUCUCAACAAAAAAGUCCAUUACCAAUGGGUGGAUUACCAGUUAAUUGUUGUGGUCCAACAGGAAGUCCCGGGCCAUUAGGAUCAAUAGCAACUUUAUCUGCAUUUAAUACUCAUAAGGAAUGGGAUCAAGUAUCAGCAUACAGCGGCCGUUCAAUACCAAGACCAAGAAUAUAUCCAGUUGAUAAUCAAGAAGAUUUAAGAAGUCAUUUUUCAGCUAUGGGAAAAACUAGUAAACCAAGAUCAAUAGCUGAUGGUCAAUCUCAGCAUAGUUUUUCAAAUAAUUCCCAUCGUGGAUAUUUAGGUUCAGCAUUUCCAUCUAAUUUAGUUAAUUCAAGACCAGAAUUACGUCAAUCUAGACAAUCAUUAGCUGCUGCUUCAGAACGUAUGUCGCGUGCAUCAUAUGCCGGUUCAAUACAUGGUGGUGGUCCACAAAGUAUUGCUUCAAGUACACGUCGUUCUAGACCGAGAUCUAGAUCACGUGAUCAUUUAAAUGGACCACAUAUACAUAGUCAUCGUCCAGGAAGUAGGUAUUCAACAGCUGGAUCUACUCAUACAUUAAAUAAUUAUUGUGACACAUCUGAUAAUUGGACUGAUCAUGACAUGGAUAUAUAUAUGGCGAGAAAUCCAACAACACGCAACGGACUUGUGCCAUUAUGAGGACAACUUAUA